CAACUCAAAGAAGCCCUCCAAGUAAACAAGGGGAUAUCACAUCUCUAGGGUUUCAAAUUAAUUAACAUGGCUUCUCCCAAAACCACAACCUCGAUUGCUUUGUUCUUCUGCCUUAACAUUCUCUUCUUUUCCCUUGUCACUGCUUGUGGCUCAUGUUCUCACCCUAUCACAAGGCCAAAACCAAACCCAGGUUCUGGGGGUCAUCCUGGUUAUGGUGGAGGCCCUGGUUCCGGUGGUAGUCCAGGCUCUGGUGGUAGCCCCGGUUCCGGUGGUAGUCCUGGCUCCGGUGGAAGCCCCGGUUCCGGUGGUAGUCCUGGCUCCGGCGGAAGUCCAGGUUCUGGUGGUAGUCCUGGCUCCGGUGGAAGCCCUGGUUCUGGUGGUAGUCCUGGCUCUGGUGGAAAUCCUGGUCCCGGUUCAGGUGGUAAUAGUUCAACGGGCGGAGGUACUUGCCCAAGAGAUGCUCUCAAGAUAGGUGUAUGUGCUAGAGUGCUUAGCAUAGUAAAUGUAACUCUUGGUACGCCACCUGUUACUCCAUGUUGCUCUUUGAUUCAAGGGCUAGCUGAUCUUGAAGCUGCUAUUUGUCUUUGCACUGCAAUAAGAGCAAAUAUUCUAGGCCUUAAUAUAAGCCUCCCAAUUAAUCUCAGCUUGCUACUUAACGUUUGCAGCAGAAACACUCCUCGUGAAUUCCAAUGUCCCUAAAGUUGCUCCUAAUUAGAAAUCUCAAAGGGAAAAAAUGGAAGUUUACUUCUCACAUUAUGCAUGUCUUUGGUUUGCUUGUUUUGAAAUUAAAAGUCGUAGUGUAUUUGCUUUGCAUGCUUUUUCCUUUGUAUUAAUAAUGUGUCUCCAUAUGUAAUUUGAGUCUUCUUUUAACUUAUAAUAAUUAAUCAAAUAUAUUAUGCUUUCGAAAAUAA
Molecule: messenger RNA, 911 nt
Organism: Cucumis melo (muskmelon)
Lineage: Eukaryota; Viridiplantae; Streptophyta; Magnoliopsida; Cucurbitales; Cucurbitaceae
Product: lipid transfer protein EARLI 1-like
Exons: 1
Coding region: 67-699 (210 amino acids)
Source: RefSeq, a predicted model, not a curated record